AAAAAAAAAGUCUAAAGCACCGAAGAUCAAGGGGACCAAAAACGUCUUUUUUUACCAAUGAAACACUUGAAGAAAUGAGAAAUCUUUCUUCUCUCUCUUUCAGAUUCAAGCAAAGUAUCAGUUUUCUUCUCUCUCUCUCUCUCUUACAAAACAUAACACAGAACAGAACUGAACCUCCAAACUCAUUAAAAACAUUUUUUUUUUUAUCUAACUCUCCCUCUUUCUCUCUCUAAAAACUCUCUUUUUUUUUUUUUCUUUAUUGAUCUACUUUCAGAUCAUUUUUUAUUUGACUUUCCCAAAUUUCUUGUUAAAAACCUCUCAAAUUUCACUCUUUUACUUAGUUCCAAGAUAAUUUCUUUUUAAUUUUUUUUUUGGCUGAAUCUUGGAACAUCCUCAAUCAAAGUCAAAGCACUAAAAGGAUUUAUCAGCUUGAUCAUGCAUGUUAAAGUUGCUUGAUUUAUGGGUAGUUAACUAUUUAUUGUUUGGUUGUUGAUUUAGAGAAAGACCCCGAUUAGAAUAUGUCGGGAAAUGAGGUUUAGAUUUAAGAAAUGGGGUGUGUUUUGGGAAGAGAGGUAUCUUCAGGGAUUGUUUCAGAGUCUAGAGAGAGUAAAAAUGGUAGCUUUGAAUCCAAUAGGAAAAUAGAAAAUGUUACAGUUUCAAAGACUGAUGAUGGUGUUGUAGAGGUUGAAAAUGAGGGUACCCAAAAGGAGGAAAAAGCUGAUGGGGAAAGAAAACAAAGGGGGGAAAGGAGAAGGUCAAAACCAAACCCCAGGUUGAGUAACCUACCAAAGCAUUUGCGUGGAGAGCAGGUGGCAGCUGGAUGGCCUUCGUGGCUCUCAGAUGCCUGUGGGGAGGCGCUUAAUGGGUGGAUUCCACGGAGGGCUGACACAUUUCAGAAGAUUGAUAAGAUUGGCUCAGGAACAUAUAGCAACGUGUACAAAGCUAAAGAUAUGGUAACUGAUAAAAUUGUUGCACUAAAGAAGGUUCGGUUUGAUAAUCUCGAACCUGAGAGUGUGAAAUUCAUGGCUAGAGAGAUUCUCAUAUUGCGGAGGUUGGAUCAUCCCAAUGUUGUAAAAUUGGAAGGUUUAGUUACUUCAAGGAUGUCGUGUAGUUUGUAUUUGUUACUUCAGUACAUGGAGCAUGAUUUGGCUGGGCUUGCGGCAAGCCCAAUAGUAAAGUUUACAGAGCCACAGAUUAAAUGUUACAUGCAUCAACUACUCUCUGGCCUUGAGCACUGCCACAACCGUGGAGUGCUUCACCGUGAUAUUAAGGGGUCAAAUCUUCUUAUUGAUGAUGAGGGAGUACUUAAGAUUGCUGAUUUUGGACUGGCCACAUUCUUUGAUCCGAACCACAAGCAUCCCAUGACUAGUCGGGUGGUUACUCUGUGGUAUCGAGCCCCUGAGCUUCUUCUUGGGGCUACAGAUUAUGGUGUUGGUAUCGACCUUUGGAGCGCUGGGUGCAUUUUAGCUGAACUCUUGGCUGGGAAGCCCAUUUUGCCUGGUCGAACGGAGGUAGAGCAACUACAUAAAAUAUACAAGUUAUGUGGGUCGCCAUCAGAUGAAUACUGGAAAAAGUCAAAGUUGCCAAAUGGAACCAUAUUUAAACCUCGAGAGCCUUAUAAAAGAUGCAUAAAAGAAACAUUUAAAGAUUUUCCACCAUCAUCACUGCCCCUUAUUGACACUCUACUUGCAAUUGAUCCAGCAGAACGUCUGACUGCCACUGCUGCAUUAAGCAGUGAAUUCUUCACAACAGAACCUUACGCAUGUGAACCUUCUAGCCUCCCAAAAUAUCCGCCCAGUAAAGAGAUGGAUGCAAAGCGACGAGAUGAUGAAGCACGGAGAAUCAAAGCUGCUAAUAAAGCCCAGGGUGAUGGUGCAAGGAAGACACGGACACGUGAUCGUGCAAGGGCAAUUCCUGCUCCAGAAGCCAAUGCUGAGCUUCAGUCUAAUCUUGAUCAGAGAAGGCGCUUAAUAACCCAUGCAAAUGCAAAGAGCAAAAGUGAAAAGUUCCCACCACCACACCAGGAUGGAGCACUUGGGUAUCCUUUAGGAGCAUCGCAUCACAUUGAUCCUGCCUUUGUUCCUCCUGAUGUCCCCUUCAGCACAACAUCAUUCACUUAUUCAAAACAACCAAUUCAAACUCGGUCAGGUCCAUUGGCCGACUCUGGAAGCAUAGGUGCUCCAAGGCGAAAGAAGCAUGUUGCAGGCAGUUCACACGAACCAUCUAAACCUCCAACAGGAUCCCAAAAAGAACGAAGUGAUGACACCCGGGUUAAAGGAAAGAAAAGCAUACUUUAAACACUCAGUCCAUACAUAAGAAAGAGAUUUACAAAAGCAGUUCAUUCCGUUUGCUAACAGUGUCACGGAGUCUUACUGCUACACGAUGCAAGUAUAAUUAAUAGGUUCUUGUUUGUUUUCUCAUAGAAGCAUGUAUUGUUUUGUUAAGAAUGUAUCCAAUUUUCUAUAUAUUUUUUUCCUUUUACCUUUUUAUUCUUUUUACCCCCAAAGAAGCUCUUCAAUUGUUGGGAUCCUGAGGAUAAGUUUCCACUGUUAUGUAUAUUUUUAUAUCUCAGUUCUUAAAGUUCUGUGUUCCAAACUUUAGAUUAAUGGAGACUGAAGAACAUAAGAAAAAAAAAUCUAAUAAAUGCUUCCAAAUCCCGUUCUUCUUUU
Molecule: messenger RNA, 2669 nt
Organism: Durio zibethinus
Lineage: Eukaryota; Viridiplantae; Streptophyta; Magnoliopsida; Malvales; Malvaceae
Product: putative serine/threonine-protein kinase At1g54610
Biological process (GO): protein phosphorylation; positive regulation of transcription elongation by RNA polymerase II
Cellular component (GO): nucleus; cyclin-dependent protein kinase holoenzyme complex
Molecular function (GO): ATP binding; RNA polymerase II CTD heptapeptide repeat kinase activity
Source: RefSeq, a predicted model, not a curated record